GGAAAAUCCAUAUGUAUUGUUGUGGGCCAAUAACACAUGCGAUAAUACUGAGGCCUAAAUAGUUAGUAAAACCACAAGCUCAAAAUUUUUGAAAGUUAUUUUGGAACUGAUUUGAAAUUGUAGCAAAACAUUUUGUUGGCGAAACACAGUGGAAGAAAAAUCAGACGGCUGACACACUGAAACCAAAACCCAGAGGAGAGAGCUUCAUUCUCUUCAAACAAUUUUUGUCUCCUACACAAACUCUGUCACUCUGUAAAAUGGAAGACAUGGACACAGACGCUGCACAAGAAGCUAUCCGUCUCAAAGCAAUAGCAGAGGCAAAGUACGCUAAUUCCAGCCUGAAAUCUGCACUCAAACACGCCAAGAAAGCCCACAAACUCUGUCCUAAUCUUGAAGGUCUCUCAUCAAUGCUCACAGCUUUGAAAAUCCUCCGUCUUGCCUCCAUGACCAGCUCUGAUAUUAAAGAUUGGUACAAAAUCCUACAGGUAGAACCCUUUUCUCAUAUCAAUACAAUCAAGAAACAAUAUAAGAAGUUAGCUUUGGUCUUGCAUCCUGAUAAAAACCCAUUUUUAGGAUGUGAAGAAGCAUUUAAACUUGUCGGUGAAGGGUUUAGGGUUCUGUCUGAUAAGAUAAGAAGGAAAGAAUAUGAUAUGAGGUUGAGAAUUCAGCUUCAAGAAGAGAGGGUUAAUAAUGAUGAUGAUAACCCCGUUGUGGUGGAGACAUUUUGGACUGCUUGUUCAAGAUGUAGACUUCUGCAUCAGUUUGAAAGAAAGUAUUUAGGCCAAAAUUUGAUUUGUCCUAGUUGUAAAUUAAGUUUUGAGGCUGUGGAGGUUGAAGAAAGGGAUAAAGAGGAUAAUGGGGUUAGGGUUAGGAUUAGUGAGAGGUUGAAGAGAAAGGUUAUUGGUGAUGAGGGAUUUGGGGAAUUGUAUAGCAAACAAAGAAUGGGGGUAAAACUAAAACCCAGUGGUGCUGAAGGGGUUGAAGAGUUCGGUAGUGGGGUUUUGAGGAGGAACGUAGGUGGUGCUCAAAUUUCGAACGAUAGAGACAAAGGUGUGAACUUGGAAGUGAAAGAAGGAGGUUCUGGAGAAUGGGGCGGUGGAAGAUUGAGGAGUGGAGGUUUGAGGAGAAAAAUGAGUACUGUUAAUGAAGUCUUGGAAAGAUCAAAGCCGAAGAAGGUGAAAUUUGUGGAGGAAAUGAUGACACUAGCAGAGAUGCAGUUGGAAGCGAGGAAGAGAGCUCUCCAAGAGAAGGCAAAAUUGAAGGAGAAGCAGAAAGAUGUGACAACAAAUGGAAGAGAACAAAAGGAGAAAGAAAAACUUGUGCUCUUGAAGAAGCUUAGGAAUGUAAAGAGUAAAAAAACUAGUGAAGCGCCUAAGAACAGUGAGGUCAUGGAACUUGAGACAAGAGCCAGUUUAGGUAAGAGUAAGAAUUUAGAAAUCGGGAGAUGUGGUGCAUCAAAGAAGAGUGUAGAUUUGAAAAUUGAGCGCCAUAGGAGUUUGAGGAAUGGGGAUUUGAAGAUAAUGACAGUGGCGGAUUCAGAUUUUGAUGACUUUGAAACAGAUAGAUUUUUGGAAAAGAGAUUUAAGAAAGGACAAGUGUGGGCUAUAUAUGAUGAUGACAGGAAGCCAAGACGCUAUGGUUUGAUUGAUGAAGUUGUUUCUAUGAAUCCGUUUGUGGUAAAGUUAAGUUGGUUGGAUUAUCAAAAUAAUGGGGAUGAAGGGUUGAUUUCUUGGGGAUUUCAUGUGUCUUGUGGGAGAUUUAAGGUUUCCAGAAAGACAGUCAUUAAUUCCAUGAAUAUCUUUUCACAUGUUGUAGAUUGUGAAAGGGCAGCAAGAGAAGUUUAUAGGAUCUAUCCAAAAAAGGGUUCAGUAUGGGCGCUUUAUAAUGAAGUGGAUUUGGGCGCAGAAGAAGCAAAUAUCCCAGCUAGAAAUAAGCAAUGCUAUGAAAUUGCUGUGUUCUUAACCACAUAUAGUGAGAUGCAUGGAUUAAGCAUGGCCUACCUUGAGAAAGUUGAUGGGUUCAAUACUAUAUAUAAGAGACGUGAAGUUGGAUCUAAUGCGAUUAGAUUGCUUGGAAAAAAUGAUGUUUGGUUGCUUUCGCAUCAGAUUCCUGCGAAGAAGCUUUCUGGCAAUGAGAUCCCUGCUCUUUUAAAAGAGUGUUGGGAACUUGAUCAUGCUUUGCUUCCUUGACAUUUGCUUACCAUUCAUUAAGGAAAAUGAUUGCAGCUUGGAAACAUUGAUACUCUCUCUAUAUAUCUCUUUCCAUUUGUUAGGGUUCAAGGUGGGAAUUGUGAUCCAUGAAAUUGAAAAAUCCAAUGAGGUAAUUAUGUUAUUGGCCAAUUUUUGUGUUUCUCUAGUUCAAUGAGGUGCUGCCUUUGGGUAUAAUUUGUUUCUUAUGUACUUGUCUGAUAUACGAGUCCAAAGUGGUGCAGACAUGACCAUGAAUGCUCACAUGGAAGAGUUAUCCGAAUAAGGCUUUUCUGAAACAUGAAAGAGUCGAGAUAGUUGGUUUCCUAUAUAGGUAGUAUGUAUAACUGUGCGUUCCAAGUAUUCUUUUGGUGCAUUGGAAUUCUUUCUAUAUGAUCGUAGAUACGAACACAAGGACAUAGUUAUUUGUUUGAUCUUUGAACUUGUCGGUUUCCUGAAUCACAUAAGACUCUUGUAGUUUGUUGAUGUAAUGUGUACCUUCCAUAUGCGAAGCUGGGUCUUUAUGUCUUGUUGUAAUCUGAGCCCAUCUUGGAGAGGAGCUACUGAUCUAUUUAUUCUUUUUAUCAUUCUAGUAGUAAAAAAAGUAAUCAAGUAAUAUAGUAUUUUAGCGGGGCUGUUAUUGAUUUUCACUUUAAUGCACUCUAGGAUGUUUAUGAAUGUGCAUAUUUGGUUUUUGCUUGAAUUGAUACUUUGUAUAUGAGAACCUGAAGUUUUAUGUUGGCUGUUACAUAAUUCCAUCAAUUUUUUGCUAGUCGGCCAGUCUUUGUAGAUAGUCCUCGCUGCAAACCAUAGAUUCCAUUAUAGAAAUGGAAAAGAUAAAACAACUGACAAUAAGGAAAAAAGAAGAAGAAAAAAACACAUGGCCAGUCUCUGCCACCUUCAAGACCUACAUCUAAUAGAACAGUCGCCAGCCCACCACCACUAUCCGACUUGUUAAUAUGUUUAGCUGUUGUAGAUUAUAUGAAUUAAUCAUGCUAGAAAAGUUCCUGGUGACUUCACAUGCUAGGGUGACUGUUUGUUGAGCUUCUCAUUGGUCAAUAUUAUCACCAAACUUUUAUGCAAGUUACAUGAACAUUACUGGAGUUGAAUACAGUCUUUCCUGCUGUUGCCCUCUCCAUCAGGGUGUGUUAUAUCUGGUAUUCAUCUUGAGUUUCAUGUUUACUUUUGGAUUUGUUUGACUCAAUAUGGGGGAUGUAUAACUUGUGCACAAAAUUGACUUCAGGCCAUCAAUUUUGUCUUGCAGCCCAUCCAUGUUGACGAAUGUCUAUAUUCACCAUUAAGAUGGAAAGGGUUUUUUUUUUUACUAUAUUCAUAUCAUAUAAUCAUUGCCAUGACAGGCUUCACUUUUCCAAGAAAAUAUUUUGGUGGUUUAGCAUUGUUUUCUUUUAAAUAAUUUGACUUUUCAGCGUCUUCCUAUAGUUAUCUUUUAAUUCUUUUGUGGUUUAGGAUGCUUGCUUUUCCUUUCACUUUCAGCUGGUGAAAAUGGUAAGGGAAUCCAGGAUACUUAAAAGCCUCAAUUUUGGAAUUUUAUACUUGAGGAUAUGCAUUUAAAUUUAUAGUUUAUACUUGUCAUGGAUGACAGAUUACUGAUUUUACAAGUUUUUACUGCAUCCCUGAAAAAUUGACUCAGGAAGCAUAUUCGUUAGUUGGUACCUAUUUUUCUGGAUUGUGAACUUCCUCUGACCAGGUUUCUCUUGCCAGUAGAGCUUCAGUUUAAAUAAUAUGAAGUUUUGAAACCUUUCAGUGAAGCUUUGAGUUUUAGCAUAUGCUACACUGUAUCUCCAAUUCUCGGUUCAUUUUUAGGGCUGUCUUUUUUGGCUAUUCCAGGGCAGUUCAAUGGUUGCCGGGCUUGUUUCUUUGUGUUCAUAGUUUCUCAUUUUUUCAGUAAUUUGUGUAUUUUAACAAUUGGUGUUUGAAAUGAAGUGCAAAGAGAUCUUCCAAUCAUUUUAUUGGUCUUAAUAUGCUUUCUCAUUUCCGAAGCCUUCCCUUUUCAGAAGGUAAUGGAUCUUGGUUGCCUGUGUGAGUUUUGCUUGGAAGCAUCUUCCAGUCAGCAAUUUCAACCAUAAACAUUGCAGACUGUAAUAGAAACUAAUACAUCUGCAUUUUCUUGUUUUUGUUCACUUCUCUGUGAUUAUGGAUCUCAAUUUGCAUCUGAAGACAGUAGGCUUGAAGCUUUUGAAACAUUAUGUGCCAAACUGCUAGAGACAUUCUGUAUCAAAUGGAAUUUGUUUUUGUGAAAGAUUGCAGGUGCUGAGAAAGGAAUUCCAUUACAGGAAGUCAUUAGUAACCUCCUGAAAAGGAGAGUUGGGCCAUGAGAAGCGUAUGUUUUCCAUGCCACCACAGUGAGUCUGCUAUUAGGUGAACCAGGAAAUGGAGGAUGAUCCACAACGUCAGUGGUUGGUGAAAGGGUCUCUAGACUUUUUAAGUCUUCAGGACAGUAAUCAGAACUUUUGGUCAAUGACGAAGCAGCCGUUCUCUUGAAACAUAAGAAAAAAAUUGCAUGGAGCUUCCUGUCUAGGGGAAUUGGCAGUUUCCAAUGCACCAACCAGUUUGCUUCCUUUGUCUUUCAUUUAAUGCGGAUAGAUUGGUGGCACAAUAUGGUGCAAGGCAGACCUUUGUAAAUCUGUCUUGAGGUACAAGGGGUGCGGUACAGGGUUCUCAUACUUUAGUGCAUUCUGAAUUUGCGAAUGGAUCCUUGAAGUAAUGUGCUUCAACUUCUGGUUCUUUUAUUUAUCCAUCGAUAUCAACUAUCAAAAGUAAGUAGUCGGAGCCCCAUUCACAAAGUUUUGGUUGGAUUUAAACCUGUAGGGAGUUCAGCUGGCUGGAGUUCUUGGAGUUUCUGCAUUCAAUGCGCUCUUUGUUGUUAACUUCGGGGUUCUAGCAGCAAUGUUACAAAAAUCUUGGGAGUAUUCCAGCCUCCUUGUUUACAGAAGGCCACUUUGGUGCUUCUUCACAGACUUGUGAUCCAGUAACCAAGGAAAUUAUCUAAGCUGUCGCUGCAGUUCAUGUUGACUAAGCUGUAUUCUUCAGUUGUUUCUGAUUAACUAGAUUGGUCAUCUUAAUGGUGGCAAAUAUGAUUUGCUAGAGGUAAUACCA
Messenger RNA from Ricinus communis (castor bean), 5303 nucleotides. RefSeq lists its product as uncharacterized. Bases 258 to 2189 code for a protein of 643 amino acids. The transcript is spliced from 2 exons. NCBI's taxonomy places the organism in Eukaryota, Viridiplantae, Streptophyta, Magnoliopsida, Malpighiales, Euphorbiaceae. The record is from RefSeq and is a predicted model, not a curated record.